Messenger RNA from Exophiala spinifera, 912 nucleotides. RefSeq lists its product as uncharacterized. Lineage: Eukaryota; Fungi; Ascomycota; Eurotiomycetes; Chaetothyriales; Herpotrichiellaceae. Gene Ontology annotation, biological process: ubiquinone biosynthetic process. Gene Ontology annotation, molecular function: methyltransferase activity. The transcript is spliced from 2 exons. The record is from RefSeq and is a predicted model, not a curated record. Bases 1 to 912 code for a protein of 303 amino acids.
AUGCUGCGCUCAAUCACUCGCCGAUUGACGUCUUGCCGGAGUCACAGCUCAGUGUCCGCUGGCACUCCUAUUCGCCUCUUUUCCACGGCUCAGCUCCGGUCACAACAACUUCCCGGGGAGGAUGGACAAACUACGCAUUUUGGUUUCGAGACCAUUGCUGAGGCUCAAAAGGAGGCCAGAGUUGGAGCCGUUUUCUCCUCGGUAGCCUCUUCGUAUGACACGAUGAACGACUUAAUGUCUCUGGGAAUCCACCGAUUGUGGAAAGAUUACUUUGUCCGCAGUCUCAAUCCCGGGAGCAGGACAGACGACAAAGGCUGGAAUAUCCUUGAUGUCGCAGGCGGAACAGGGGAUAUUGCCUUCCGCAUGCUCGACCAUGCGACGAAUGUCAACCUCGAUUUAAAUACCAAAGUGACGAUCGCAGACAUCAACCCCGACAUGCUUGCGGAAGGCCAAAAGAGAGCUCUCGAAACACCUUAUGGGAAAUCUGGAAGAUUGUCAUUUAUGCAAGGAAAUGCGGAGUCUAUGCCUUCAAUCCAGUCGAACAGUAUCGACCUCUAUACGGUGGCGUUCGGUAUCCGCAACUUUACAAACAAGGACGCUGCACUCCGUGAGGCGUUCCGAGUACUCAAGCCCGGAGGUGUCUUUGCUUGCUUGGAAUUCAGCCAUGUCAACAGCUCUGUUUUCAAUGCUGUAUACAAGAGAUGGAGCUUUGGGGCUAUCCCCCUCAUUGGACAAUUAGUGGCCGGGGACCGGGACAGCUAUCAAUACCUGGUCGAGAGUAUUGAACGAUUCCCGACCCAAGAGGAGUUCAAGACCAUGAUCCAAGACGCCGGUUUCCUCACAUCUGGCGGUGGAUAUGAAAAUCUGACAGGAGGCAUCGCCAGCAUUCACCGAGGCAUAAAAGGGUUAUGA